GCAACAGUUACAUCACCUGCCUUUACGCUGAAUUUCGAAACGGAGAUAAGAUAACCGAUAAUACAGUUAUACUACAGUUUUUUAAAUAAGUUUCACAAGUUAUCGAACGCUUCAGUCUGGGCUAAUAGAGUCCUGCGGGCGUUUUUGUGGUUUUUCAUGUUGGACAAAAAGUGCAGUGCAAAAUGGGUUUCAAGGAUUUCAUUUUGGUCUUAGGUAUUGUGAUUAGCUGUGCAAAUGCUCAAACGUUCAGAGCAUGCGUCGUGGACGAUAGUAUAAGAUGUCAAAAUCUGGACAAAGAUGGCAGUCUAGUGUCAUGUUUGAGCGUACCCACCAGGGUGGAGUGCGCUGUACAGAUGAACAGAGGCAAUGCUUUCGGCGUAUUCACUGAAGAAGAACUGUUGCUACUCGCACAGAGAAAUCCUAAUGACCACCGCGUCAUCGCUACUGUCAGGGAUGUCAAUAGAAUAACAAAUCCCUUCGCAUUCGAAGCAGUAGCGUUGGUUCCCAAUAACCACACGAAUGGUUUCGAGGGCUUACGAGGAGGCCGGUACUGCCACCCGGGCCUAGGCGCUACCAGUAUGCGCUGGUCACCGAGAGUGCUCAGGGCUUUAGAGACUUUGUCGGCUCGCACAGAUCAGUGUCCUAGUGAGACGCGAGGCCGCACCACCGAGGAGUUGGAAGUGGAAAUCCUCAGUAAUUUCUUCUCGGAGGCUUGCAGACCCGGACCGUGGAGUGCAAAUCCCACACACGAUGCUGAUCUGAAGAGACGAUUCCCGAACUUGUGUGCGAUGUGCUCAGCCAGCGGUGUAUGCGAGGGCUACAACAACCCAAUGGCUAUAAACAUUGCGGGCGUCUCCAACAGAGACACACAUAUACAGGCGAUCGACUGUCUCGUCAACAACGGCACUGUCGCUUUCGUCGCGUGGUCGCAUGUCGUCGAUUAUUUUAGGGUAAGCAUAUUUUAGAAAGCAGGUUUUAUUUUAAAUACAAAAAUCGCGUACGAGCAAGUCCAACGCAGCUUAGGAAGAUUUAAUGGGAUGACGACUAAUUAUUGUUUGUCCGUCAGAAAGAUUGUUGAAAAAAUAAACCUUUUUUUUCCCGUAAUCAUUAAAUUAUGGCGAUACAUUGAGUUAAAAUGUC
Diatraea saccharalis (sugarcane borer) is the source of this 1140-nucleotide messenger RNA. The record is from the annotation of a GenBank genome assembly. NCBI's taxonomy places the organism in Eukaryota, Metazoa, Arthropoda, Insecta, Lepidoptera, Crambidae.